AUGAAAUGCAAAGGUAUUGAAUUGAGGGACCCCCUGGGCGAAGUGUGUGACACAAAAGCACAACCGCUGGAUCCAAUUGAAGUUUCCUGGAACAGUGGUUGGAACAGGUACAAUAUUUCAUGGACUGUCGACUCACAUUCUCCCGUCGAGGAAUUCAAAUUGUUUUUCCGGCGAGUGCCCCAGGGGCAUGAGAUUGACAACAGCAUAGAGCAGUCACAGCCGCUCCAGCAUCAGGGUGUCAUCUACAGUCAGAGAGGAUAUAGUACUGGACACCACUGGCUACCUCCACGUUCAGAAUGGCGGGAUGUUGUCUUACCUGCCAUUCCGUUAUCUCACCACUUUACCCAAGGCAAGAGCUACAUGAUCCGAAAUCUCGAUCCCAACCAACAGUACGAGGCUAAAGUGCAGGCCAGGAAUCGGUAUGGCUGGAGUGAGUUGUCUGAGAGUUUCGAGUUCAGCACUUCAAUGAAUGAUGAAUAUACCGAUAUCGCGACUCUUAUCAACCGUGGCCUCUCAGAUUCCGAAAUGCGAGAUAUGGGUGUAACAUUCUACAGUAGUCAUGGACGAUCUCUCAUCUUUAGUGGUAGAUAUUUCCAGAUAUUUAUGCAAAUCCUCAUAUUUUUGAUAUACUUUUGUAUGUAAAGAAGGCAGUCAGAGUAAAAAGAAUCUCCCACAAAUCACUAUAAGAGAAAAUUUUCAAUCAAUAGAAGACAAAAAGCAUUGCACAGUCCAUUUUCUCAAAUCCUCUUUCUCUCAAUUGAUCUCCUGAGGAUGGUCUUUGGAGAAUAAAGCAAAAAAAAAUGUAGAUUCUCCUUAGAAGAAAACCCAUUUGUAAAUAAGUAAAUAGAUGAUAAAAAAUUUAAAUUUCCUUCACAAUUCUGCUCCAAAAUAGCAAAAUCCGCAGAGACACAAAAAGGAUAGAUGAUUUUCGUGAAACAAAAAAGAAUAACAAAAGAAAAAUAAGGAAAACAUACAAAAAACAAAAGCCCAUUCAUAUUAAAAUUAAAUGUAUAGACCAAAAAGACAUGAAGAAAACAAUUUGAAUGUAAUACUCGUGAAGAUGUCGUUAGAGUACGAUAAUACAUAAAUUAAUAAUAUAUUCAAACAUAAUGAUUAUGAUAACUUAAUGAAGAAGAGCUUAUUUUCUCGUAACACUCUCACACUGUCACCAUCUUAAAACUCUAUGGAAAAGGAUAAUACCUCUUAAGAAGUGUCUCUCUGAAAACUUCUUUCAUAAGUACAUUAAUAUAUUAAGAGCAUAUGUAUUUUGAAGUAUGAUGAGGAUAAAUUUAAUUUAAAUGUCUAAACUUGGGUAUUUGUAAAAGAAGUUUUCAAGCACAUUUCUAUUGUGGUUCCAAUUGAAAAUUUGAGUGACUUCCUUAUGAAUUAUAGAGAGAGAAAAUUAAACAUUCCUCUUAUGCGUUUAACUACAUCCAUCAAGCUCUUCAUUUUGUAAGAAGAAUUCCUUCUUAAACACAAAACCACUUCUGAGGAUUUCAAAAUGCAUCCUCCCAUAAUAAUGUUUAAUAUAUUAGAAAAUUUCAUUAACAAUCACGUGAAAACACAGGGAAAUUUUUAUUAUUUUCUUUUUCAUUAAACAAUUUUUCUUGUAAAGCACUACACAUAUUCAUGCAUUUUAGCAUUCCUUUUCAAUAAACCUUUUCUUCCCGCCUGUACAUCUCGUCUCCAAAAGGGCAAUGUAUAAAAUAAAACAUGAUUAAUGUAUUUGCAUUUAAGCUUAAAUAGUAAUUAAUUAUGAAAAAAAUGUCAACUACGAGGCAUACCAGUGAAAAUUUACAACCAAGACUUUCUUUCACCCAAUGCAGCAAUUAGUGGCGUUUUUUAUUUAUGACGAAGAACGCUUUUUAAAGAGGCAGAAAGUUGGAAGUCAAAACGCCACUGCGGAGAAAAUUGCACACGGAAUGGCAAAAUUCAAGUGGCACCGGCUUCGGCAUUAAAGAAAAUUCCACCCUCACACCAAAUCAAUGGCACAUUUAUAAUGAUUUCUUUAUCGUAGAACCUCCCCAAGAUUACAGAAAUUCUCAGGGGGAAAUUGUGGUGAAAUGCACUGAGAGAUACUUAUUGCUUCAAUUUUAAUUAGGGGAAAGCGCGCUACC
Molecule: messenger RNA, 2117 nt
Organism: Phlebotomus papatasi
Lineage: Eukaryota; Metazoa; Arthropoda; Insecta; Diptera; Psychodidae
Exons: 5
Coding region: 1-642 (213 amino acids)
Molecular function (GO): protein binding
Source: RefSeq, a predicted model, not a curated record